Chlamydomonas reinhardtii is the source of this 556-nucleotide messenger RNA. RefSeq lists its product as uncharacterized. The transcript has a single exon. Bases 87 to 353 code for a protein of 88 amino acids. NCBI's taxonomy places the organism in Eukaryota, Viridiplantae, Chlorophyta, Chlorophyceae, Chlamydomonadales, Chlamydomonadaceae. The record is from RefSeq and is a predicted model, not a curated record.
AAGGUCGAUGGGACGGACUCGGCGCCGGCCAGAAGACGGCCGCCCAGCUGAAGGGCCGGCAGGCGACCGCGGUAGGCAGCGCCAACAUGGACGCGGCGGCGGCGGGGAGGAAACGCCUGAAGCAGACCAAACUGGUCUUCUACACGGGCCGCUUCUUCCACGAGCAGUGCUGGAAGUUGAUCCACAUCGCGAGGGCGGUCGGGCGGGCUGACGGGAAGAAUGUUUCCGCGUGGUGCAGCGACUGCAAGACGAACAUCACCAUCCAUAUUGAGAAGUGGGGCCUGGAGGUGGUCGGCAGCGGCACCGAGGCGGGGGCGGCGGCGGAGGUCAUUGAUCUGUGCGACUGUGACUGAGCGGCAGAUGCAGGUGCAGGGCCAGGAGACGUGGGGCGGUGGCCAGUAGCCGGCUGGGGGCGCGGUGCCGUCGCAUUAGAGUUGGACGUGACACUGGGCGACUAGCGUGCGUGCAAAGGUAUUCGGCUCUGUGCGUGUGUGCUGUGUGGUACGGCAUCAUCAGUGCAUGCGUGUGGCCUGACUUGGAUGCUACUGAUGUUAGG